CAGUGAGACAGUAUUAUUUAUGUUCAAGUAUAAGACUAAAUCAUGUUAAUAUACAUAUGAAUUAUAAUACACAUUACAUUAUAAUCAUCAGAUGAAGUUGAUUCACAUCCAAAAAGUUAGUAACAGAAGCUGUGAAUUAUCAGAAUGAAAUUUAGAAGACAACACAAGGCAAAAAGGAAAACCAAAUAUGGAUGAUAAACCAAGAGAAAAGCCUGAAGAUUUAAUAAAGAAAGCAUCAAAAGUGAUGCAGCGAAGUGAUUGGGGAGCAAGAGAUCCUACAUUUGUUACAACACUCAGAGCACCGGUAGGUUUACAACAGAGAGGAGUGGAGGGGAAGAAGUCCCCGGGAGACUCCAGUCAUGUACACUCCUGUCACAAAAGUGGUCCUCUCCAGGACUGAGACCGAACCUUGCUAUACACACGAGGACUGUAGUUUACGGGUCAGAGAGAUGCAGAAUAUCCACAUGGAUGAGGAAGGAGAGCCUGACAUCAAAUACCAUUUCCUUGUAGGAGGGGAUGGUGCUCUAUAUGAAGGGAGGGGCUUUACUACUGUUGGAAGAUCUUACCCUACCACUGCUAACAAUCUUCAGGAUCUGUCCAAGAACUGUUUAGAAAUCGCUUUUAUACAAACAAGUGACAUGGAAACUACAGAGGAAAUGCAAAAUGUAGCAUCUCACGUUAUGACUCUGGGACGCCAUGCUAACCACAUAUACAAAACAUUUGACCUUUACUUCGUGGCCAAUAAUGACAUUGUGCAUAGAGAACGGAUGGGAAUAAAAGUAGCCGUGCGUAGUAAUCCUGAGAGCGACAAAGCUUCAACAGCUGAAAACGAUCCUCUUUCUGAGCUUCAAUUCGAGAGAGAUGAGCAUGGGAAACCAGAAAUGAUUGAAGUUGAAACAACUGAACAUGCAACUCAGUCCCAUGUACCCCUUCACGACAGACCAGAUACUGAUGAGAAAGGAAAUGAUGAAGAUGCUAAGCCUGUUAAUUUUAUAUACAGGCAUGUCUGGGGUGCACAGCUGCCCAAAUGGAUCAAGGCGCUCGACCUUCCCAUCAGCAAGGUGGCAGUGUCCUUCACAGAGACGGACCCGUGCCACACACAAGAUGAAUGCAUGGCCUUAGUCAGGAAACUGCAGGGAGAACACCUCCAGGAUGAGAAAGAGCCCGACAUAAAAUACAAUUUUCUCAUAGGGGGAGAUGGACAGAUUUAUGAGGGUAGAGGUUAUACAAGAGUAGGACCCAUAUAUCCUCCAUCGGCCAGAAAAAUUGAAGAACUUAACGGUCAAUCCAUUGAUAUUGCCAUUAUUGAGAAGCAUGCCAAAGAACCAACCCCGGAGACUAUUAAAGCAAUAUCCUGGUGUCUGUCUAAAGGAAUUCAUGCCAGGUACAUAGAUGCCAACUUUGAUACCUAUUACAUUGCAAACAAUGAGAUUUUACAUGUACAGCAUCCAGUGCCUGGAGCUGAAAAAAAACUGGAUCGGUAGAGGAAAAACAAGACACAGUAAUAACACAGUGUAAAACUCUGCAAAUUUUUGUAGUUUAAGGUUAUUACUCUUAAAGGCAAAUAAAUUAAUUAUCGAUA
Messenger RNA from Macrosteles quadrilineatus (aster leafhopper), 1582 nucleotides. Its product is annotated as peptidoglycan-recognition protein LF-like. The transcript is spliced from 9 exons. The record is from RefSeq and is a predicted model, not a curated record. Bases 360 to 1484 code for a protein of 374 amino acids. Gene Ontology annotation, molecular function: zinc ion binding; N-acetylmuramoyl-L-alanine amidase activity. Gene Ontology annotation, biological process: peptidoglycan catabolic process. Lineage: Eukaryota; Metazoa; Arthropoda; Insecta; Hemiptera; Cicadellidae.